This is a messenger RNA of Kickxella alabastrina, 2550 nucleotides long. RefSeq names its product P-loop containing nucleoside triphosphate hydrolase protein. Gene Ontology annotation, biological process: intracellular iron ion homeostasis; transmembrane transport. Lineage: Eukaryota; Fungi; Kickxellomycota; Kickxellomycetes; Kickxellales; Kickxellaceae. Gene Ontology annotation, molecular function: ATP binding; ATP hydrolysis activity; ABC-type transporter activity. The coding region runs from base 190 to 2334 and encodes 714 amino acids. The transcript has a single exon. The record is from RefSeq and is a predicted model, not a curated record. Gene Ontology annotation, cellular component: mitochondrial inner membrane.
CCCCGCACUCUUUUUUCCCCCUCCCAAAUACACAAGCCAACAAGAGGCACUUUAUCUCCGUUAUCCUGUUUUGAUUUUUUUAUUUUUAGCUUUUAUUGCCGCCACAUUGUUAUUCUUCUUCAGCUUUUUUAAACCGUACCAUUAUCCGGGGAGGGGGGAAAAAAAGAAAGAAAAAAAUAGAGCCAUAUAAUGUUAGCCUUGGGGCUUUGCGCGCGCAAGCCAGCUGCGUCGCUGCUAGGACGUCGCAUGCAGUCGGCCUCAUCGGUCGCCGCCGUUGGCCGCAGUAUACUCGGCCAAUGCCACCAGCCCCGGCGGCUAGACAAACAGCGGACGAAAUCAGCAGCUAUUCGGCAGCUCCUUUCCGUACAGCAAACGCCCGGACGCCGGCUGUAUAGCAGUACCAGAGAUGACAAGGCCAAGCCUACGCUCCUCACGCAUUCCGCUGGGGCACCUCCCAAGCCCGCCAACACUGCACAAAGGCAGGUAUCGGCCACACCACCGGCAGCAAAGCCGGCCAAACCCAAGGGCGCGAUGAGCAAGGCCGGGAUGAUAAUUAUCCUGAGCAUGUUCAAGUACGUGUGGCCCAAGGGUGACUGGGCGACCAAAUCGCGUAUAAUCGCCGCCCUGUCGCUGAUGGUCGCCAGCAAGCUGCUCACCGUGCAGGUGCCGAUCCUGUUCAAGGACAUCGUUGAUACUCUUAAUGUUGACCUGGCGGCCACCAGCGGCACCCUGUCUACGGUGGCCACAGCUAUGCUUAUCGGCUAUGGUGCGGCGCGUCUGGGAUCCACCCUGUUCCAAGAGCUGCGCAACGCGAUAUUCGCCAAUGUGCAGCAGAGCGCGAUUCGCAACCUGGCCCUCAGCGUGUUCAAGCACUUACUCAACUUGGAUAUCCGCUUCCAUCUUUCGCGCGAGACUGGCGGCCUGACCAGGGCCAUUGACAGGGGCACUAAGGGGAUCAGCUUUAUCCUGUCCUCGCUGGUCAUGCACCUUGUGCCGACGUUUUUGGAAAUUGGUAUUGUGUCAGGAAUCCUGGCGUACAAGUUUGGCCCGCAAUAUGCGGUUGUCACGCUGGUGACCAUGUCCGUCUAUAUCGCCUUUACGCUGGCGGUCACUCAGUGGCGCACAAAGUUCCGCCGCGAGAUGAAUGUGGCGGACAACAGGGCGGCUACGGUUGCUGUUGACUCGCUCAUUAAUUAUGAGUCGGUCAAGUACUUUAAUGCCGAAAGCUUCCAGGCGCAGCAGUACGAUGCCGCGCUGGCAAAGUAUCAGAAGGCAGCGCUCAAGACCGCCGACAGCCUGGCUCUGCUUAAUGCUGGCCAGAACGCCAUUUUCAGCACGUCCCUGGCCCUGAUGAUGUACAUGGCGGCCCAGGGCGUAGCCAGCGGCACGAUGAGCAUCGGUGAUAUUGUUAUGGUUAAUGGGCUGGUCUUCCAACUAUCUCUGCCGUUAAAUUUCUUGGGCAGCGUGUAUCGCGAGAUGAACCAGGCAGUUAUUGAUAUGGAAACGCUGUUUGGGCUCGAGAGGAUCACGCCCGAUGUUACUGACAAGCCCGACGCGCAUCCACUGCUGCUCAAGGGCGGCGCCAUUCGGUUCAACAACGUGAGCUUUGGAUACACGCCUGAGAGGGCGAUCUUGCACAACAUGAACUUUGAGAUCCCGCCUGGGUCGCGCGUGGCCUUUGUCGGUCCCAGCGGGUGUGGCAAAUCGACCAUCCUGCGGCUAAUCUUCAGGUUCUACGACCCCCUGUGUGGAAGCAUCGAGAUUGACGGGCAGGCAUUGGACCACCUGCAGUUGGAGUCCCUGCGCCGGGCAAUCGGUGUGGUGCCGCAGGACAUGCCCCUGUUCAAUGCGUCUAUUUACCAGAACAUCCUCUACGGCCGCACGACUGCCAGCCAGGCGGAGGUGCACGAGGCUGCCAUUCGCGCCAAUAUCCACUCGACCAUUUCCUCGUGGCCACAGAAAUAUGACACGCAAGUUGGUGAGCGCGGAUUGAUGAUUUCAGGUGGUGAGAAGCAGCGCAUAGCCCUUGCGCGGGCCAUCCUUAAGCGCCCGCCUAUCUUGUUCUUUGACGAGGGCACAUCUGCGCUGGACGUGUCGACGGAGCAGUCGAUCUUGAGCAAUAUUCGUGAGGUUUUGGACGAGCAGCAUAGUACGGCUAUAUUCAUUGCCCAUCGCUUGCGGACUAUCAUGGAUGUGGAUGUAAUUUUCGUGCUGAAGGACGGUCGGGUUGUUGAGCAGGGAAACCACAUGGAGCUAUUCAAGAUGGGCGGCACCUACCGGGACAUGUGGAAUAUGCAAGAGUCACAAGGUCACAAAAAGGAGAAAGAGAACUAAAUAAAAAAGUUUAUUAUUUUAUUUAGUUAUUUUAGAUUACUUUAGAUUAUUUACAACGUGUAGAGUAUUUUUUACGCCUGCUGGCAGCAAUGAAAAAAAGAAGAAACAAACGGACAUAAACAGAGUAUUUAGUUUAGAAAGUACAAAUUGACACGAGAGGUCGAUUUUGCGAUUUUCAUAUAAUUGUCGCUCUCGUGCGCGGAAAUGCGCAAUUAC